Molecule: messenger RNA, 2044 nt
Organism: Beta vulgaris subsp. vulgaris (sugar beet)
Lineage: Eukaryota; Viridiplantae; Streptophyta; Magnoliopsida; Caryophyllales; Amaranthaceae
Product: sugar transporter ERD6-like 6
Exons: 18
Coding region: 229-1701 (490 amino acids)
Biological process (GO): carbohydrate transport; transmembrane transport
Cellular component (GO): membrane
Molecular function (GO): sugar transmembrane transporter activity
Source: RefSeq, a predicted model, not a curated record
UCAGCCUUAUUGUGGUAGACCAAGAGAACACAAUAAAACUUUUUAAAAAAAAAGAAGAGAAAAGCACGUAGAAGGCACCAAACAAACAUUACAAUUUACAGUACAGCUGCAAAAAUUAGCUGAGGCGAAGAGAAGACUGAGUAGUGACUGGUUGAAAACACCCAAAAGACUAAGAAGUGCUGACACUUUGCCACUUUGUUUUGAUUGUUGACACCCCAAAAAAAAAAAAUGAGUUCAGAUUCAGAAGCAGGUUUAGGAGGAGGAGGAGGAGAUCUGCGGAAACCAUUUUUGCAUACAGGAAGUUGGUAUAGAAUGGGUUCCAGACAAUCAAGUUUGAUGGGUUCUUCUCAAGUUAUUCGAGAAAGCUCCAUCUCUGUCCUUGCUUGUGUUCUUAUUGUUGCUCUUGGUCCUAUUCAGUUUGGUUUUACUGCUGGUUAUUCAUCUCCAACUCAAUCAGCAAUUACAAAUGAACUUGGUCUUUCUGUUGCAGAGUACUCAUGGUUUGGUUCUCUAUCCAAUGUGGGUGCCAUGGUUGGGGCAAUUGCAAGUGGUCAAAUAUCUGAGUAUAUUGGAAGAAAAGGGUCUUUGAUGAUUGCUGCUAUCCCCAACAUAAUUGGAUGGCUUGCUAUAUCAUUUGCCAAAGAUUCUUCAUUUCUGUAUAUGGGAAGGAUGUUGGAAGGUUUUGGCGUGGGAAUAAUAUCUUACACGGUUCCUGUGUACAUUUCUGAAAUAGCACCACAGAAUUUGAGGGGAGCUUUGGGUUCAGUAAACCAGCUAUCCGUUACAAUCGGUAUAAUGCUAUCGUAUAUGCUGGGGCUUUUUGUCCCGUGGAGGAUACUUGCAGUUUUAGGAAUUUUACCAUGCACUAUAUUGAUACCUGGCUUAUUCUUCAUACCGGAAUCUCCUAGGUGGUUGGCGAAAAUGGGUAUGAUGGAAGAAUUUGAGGUUUCCUUGCAAGUUCUCCGGGGCUUUGACACUGAUAUAUCUCUUGAAGUUAAUGAAAUCAAGAGAUCUGUUGCUUCAAGUAGCAAAAGAACCACCAUAAGAUUUGCAGAACUACGACAAAGAAGAUAUUGGUUACCCUUGAUGAUAGGGAAUGGUUUACUUAUUUUGCAACAACUCAGUGGAAUCAAUGGUGUCCUGUUCUAUUCUAGUACCAUCUUUAAAGAGGCUGGGGUCACAUCAAGCAACGCUGCAACAUUUGGCCUUGGUGCUGUUCAGGUUAUCGCAACUGUUGUGACUACCUGGUUGGUGGAUAAAUCAGGACGCAGACUUCUUCUAAUUGUCUCUUCUUCUGGGAUGACAUUGAGUCUUCUAGUGGUCGCAAUGUCCUUCUUUUUAAAGGAAAUGGUAUCAGACGAAUCUACAUGGUACAGUGUAUUCUCCAUCCUUUCAGUUGUUGGAGUUGUGGCUAUGGUGGUUACUUUCUCACUAGGAAUUGGAGCAAUUCCGUGGAUUAUAAUGUCAGAGAUUCUUCCAAUUAACAUCAAGGGGCUGGCUGGAAGUAUUGCUACACUUGCCAACUGGUUUGUAGCAUGGAUUGUGACAAUGACUGCAAACAUAAUGUUGUCAUGGAAUAGUGGAGGUACUUUCUCUAUUUACAUGGUUGUUUGUGCUUUCACUGUGGCCUUUGUGGUCAUUUGGGUCCCCGAGACAAAGGGGAGAACAUUGGAGGAGAUUCAGUGGUCCUUCAGAAGAUAAAGAAUUUUCUGAUAACUUGUCCAUGGUGUCGUGCAGUGGGCUAGAUUCAGUCCAAGCUAACAUUUACAGCUUGGUGGAUCUAGCAAUGCUGGGUAGAUAAUGUACAUUCGAGGUGUAUCUUUUAUCAUAAGAGGACUCUUGCCUUAUGGAAGAAUUGUGCAUUACAACAGAGCUUCCCCCUCAACCCCUUCAUUUAUUUUUGUUUAUAUUGUCCCAUUUCCUUUACCCGUUGCCAGCCAAAAGCUGUUAAGAUUCAUUAUAUUUUAGGACAACAGUUGCACCAAUGUUCGUAGAACUUGACAUUGAUUGGGUUUUAUAGUUCAAUUUGUUAUUGCCAUGUAAA